AUGGCGUCCGCAACCAGCUUUUUCGACUUCACGCCUAAAGACAAGCGCGGCACCGAGUACCCGCUCUCGAAGCUGAACGGCAAGGUCGUGCUCGUCGUCAACACGGCCUCCAAGUGCGGCUUCACACCGCAGUUCGCGGGGCUGGAGAAGCUCUACAAGGACCUCAAGGGCCAGUACGGCGACAAGUUCGAAAUCAUCGGCUUCCCCUGCAACCAGUUCGGCGGCCAGGACCCCGGCAGCAACGACGAGAUCCAGGAGUUCUGCCAGCUCAACUACGGCGUCAGCUUCCCCGUGCUGGGCAAAAUCGAUGUCAACGGCGACAAGGCGGACCCGGCGUUCGAGUGGCUCAAGAACGAGAAGCCCGGCCUCAUGGGCUUGAAGCGCGUCAAGUGGAACUUUGAGAAGUUCCUUGUUGGCAAGGAUGGUAAGGUCAAGGGUCGCUGGGCUAGCACGAAGAAGCCCGAGGACCUGAAGGCGGACAUUGUCAAGGAGCUUGAGGGAAAAUAA
This is a messenger RNA of Ascochyta rabiei, 507 nucleotides long. RefSeq names its product Glutathione peroxidase. NCBI's taxonomy places the organism in Eukaryota, Fungi, Ascomycota, Dothideomycetes, Pleosporales, Didymellaceae. Gene Ontology annotation, biological process: response to oxidative stress. The record is from RefSeq and is a predicted model, not a curated record. Bases 1 to 507 code for a protein of 168 amino acids. Gene Ontology annotation, molecular function: glutathione peroxidase activity. The transcript is spliced from 3 exons.